CCCAUCACCCCCUGCAAAGAGUUCUUGAACACUCAAACAAGCCAAAUAAAUAAAUAAAAUAAAAUAAAGGCCAGCCCUUUUCAAGAUCCAAAGAUGGCAUUCAACAAGCUUGUUGCGGUGUUCCUCGUCUGCAUCGUCUUCGGUGCCGCCCUCAACGCAGAGAAGGCCGCUGCCGUCGAUGAGAAGUUCAAGUCGUGCUUCGACAACUGCCUCUCGGAGUGCUUGGCAGACAACCGCGGCUACACCUUCUGCGAGAUGAGGUGCGACGCUGACUGCUCCGAGAAGGAAUUCAUGGACAAAUUGAAGAGCAGGUUCAACUAGAAGGACUCAACAUCGGAAUUGAAGAGCGCAAACCGAAAGAGGGCAGGGCAGUGUGAUGCGUAAUAAAAGUCGGAAGAGUCGAAAGACUCUUUCGAUGUUUAUGUGAUCUUGAUCACGAAAAAAAAAAGUUGCAAUAAAAUUGAAUUUAUAGUAUAUUCCUCGUGUCGAGUUUAGCUUUUUUGACAUAUUUCUUUUGAAAUUGUUGAUGACUCUAAGAUGAAUCUCGACUAUAUAUCUCACCGAUAUUAAUCGGGUUCCAUGUGCAAGCAAGAAUAAACAUAAUAAGCAAUUAUCUCAUAA
Molecule: messenger RNA, 621 nt
Organism: Punica granatum (pomegranate)
Lineage: Eukaryota; Viridiplantae; Streptophyta; Magnoliopsida; Myrtales; Lythraceae
Source: RefSeq, a predicted model, not a curated record